AUGACUUUCACAACCGACACGGAUGGCACAGAGGAUGUCAACGACUUCCUACUGCGCAUCCGGGAGCUAGGGGAGAAGCGCGACAAAGAAGACGAGGAACGCACAAAAAAGUUGGAGGAGGAAAUUUUGCAGGGUCGGAAGGAAAGGCAGGCUCGACGAGCUGAGCGGGCACGGUCGAUUUCCCCCACGAAAGAUUCACCCAUACUAGAUUCCGCUCGGUUGAGCAUGUCGUCUUUUAGCCUGCGAUCGAUUGACCCUCCGGAACACCUCGAACCUACCACUCACACCCCGGUGCAUGACACCAGCAGCAGGCCUGAUUCGAUCCGGGAUGACGCAUCGAUAACCACGGAUGGUGGCCGGAGAGGGUCUACCUUGACAGCCAACGAUGGAGAGACGGGUACCAGACCUUUCUCACCUUUACGGAGCAGAGCCGGCACUCUCUCCUGGCAGCAGAGGCCUGCAUCCCGAGAUAGUAACCGGGCUUUCUUCUCCACAUCUCCCUCCCGCGAGGGCCGCUUUAGAGGCAUGUCCAUAACCUCCAAUGACGAACACGGUGCGUCUAGAAGUCCAUUCGCGUCUUCGCCUUCGUUCAAGGACGUGCCUUGGUCUCGCCACGCAGAGGGAGGGUCCGCUUCUCCUACCCGCACAAAGCAAUUAGAAGGAGACGACUCACAGCAUCCCCUGCAUUCUGACACCCACAUCAAGGAAUCAGAAACCGACUUGGAAAACACUACAGAGCCGGCGAAGGAAACAGAACACCAGGAGAUCGUAGAAGAGCGAUCGCGCUCCCCGUCACGAGCAAGUUCGACGUUUGCAGAUAGCAGUUUAGGCCACCGUUAUUCAAGCAUAUCCUCUGUGUCGACAGCCACUGGCCUUGGCUCUCCUUUGCCUUUGACGAGUGCACAGAAACUCGAGCCCCGAAAGGCUGAGGAGGAGGACGAGGACCACCUAACGUCUCCCCCUUCCCCUAGGCGUCUAUCUCCAGAGCGUUCUACGUCUCCCACCAAAGGACUCGGUGGAUUUGUUCAAAGCGCCAUGAUGAAACGAUCGGACAGUGUGUCCAAAAGGUGGAGCGCUCAACUGCCGUCGGGACUUAGUCGAGGCAAUUCUUUUGCUAGCAACCGCAACAGCUAUGCUGCUCCUUCCGGUGGUGACGUAUUCUCCACUGCACCUUCAUACAGGCUGAGCAGAGAUAGCUCGAGUCUCUCACCUUCGCGGCCCACCUCCAGUCCUAGACCCGGCUCUAGCCAUAGACCGGAUUCUAGUCACCGGCCUAGCUCUAGCCAUAGUGAGGCGACUGUUGUUCAUCCUAAAGACAGCGAACGGCCGGCUACACCUCCCGUUCCCGGCAGUAACACCACGCUAUCAGAUGAAGGAGCCCGCAGACCGUCUCUCAGCCUCCAUACACGGUCUACCAGUACAGUUGAAAGAAGUGCGGAUUCCGGCUCUUUGCCUCCGACGAGCCCAUUGGUUUCGAGAACCAUGGACCCUAAGAGAUGGAGCCCGACCAAAGCCACCUGGUUAGAAAGUGCAUUAAACCGGGAUGAAUCACCGAGGCAUAAACGGCAGCCCUCCCAACAGACUCCCUGGGCCAAAGAUCGGCAAUCAAAAGGCAGCGUCGACUUGGGUCGGACUGCGAGCUUCAAGGAGGUCACACCCGUGGGACUCAUGCGAACUACCGGCCCUGGCACUCACUCCAAGACUUCCAGUAUUACUGGCAUCCCGGACUUGUUCUCCAACCAAGACGCAGGAAAGGCGAAGGAGGGAGAACUCGAAACCAUUCAACAAACAGUCAAUCCCAAGGACAGUGACUCACCGCCUGCCGAGAAGAUAGCGGAGGCUGUUGCUUCGAGAGAAAGUUCUCCCACUAAAACCGAGGCAGAACCGGAAAAUAAAGAAGAUGAUGUUGCUAAGGACAAGCGUAUCCCAUCUACUUUGAACCCGAUCACCAAGACUACCAUCGAUGCGCCCCUGCCAUCCCCUCGCGAUCCGCUGUUGAACAGGCCCAAGCCCCUUUCUCCCGUGAUAGAUUUCCGAGCCAACCUUCGACGACGAGAAGUGGUCAAGGAUGAGUCUCCCAAGGCGGAACCGGAGUUCAAAAACAUCUUUGGAAGGCUGAAGAAAGCAGAGUCAUCGAGUUAUGUGCCGCCAGACCAGCUGAGAGACAACAUUCUGAAGGGCAAGGCCUCUCUCAAUUCAUCAAGCGGCCCAAAGAAAUCGCAGAAGGUGGACGAAUUGAAAGAUAGCAUUUUAAAGCAGAAAGAAGCAAUCAAAGCCGGUGGGGGCUCGUUGAGGCGCAAUACUGCUGGAGAGAAUGAUGCCCCCAUGAAGUUCAUCCCAGAAGCGAUUGCAAUGCGGAAUAAUUUGACAAAGUCCAGCAGUAUCAAAAGCAAUCUUUCAGCCGCUGAUACAUCGUCGCCACUCUCGCCGCUCUCGCCUAAAGAGCCGGAUACACCAAAAACCGCAAAUAGUCCGCAGCUUUCUUCGCCGCUGUUUUCUGCCGGCGAGCGUAUCGAGGAACCUCCGAAUUCGCCAGUCGUCCCAGAACCACAAAAGCCCGACGUCGAUGAGAAACAGACAGAGAUCGCGGAAUCGGAGUUGCCAAAAGUUGUGAGAGAAGACGAGCAGAAGAAUACGGAUGAGGGAAACGUGAACACUGAGGAAGAGCCGAAUGGGGAGGGCAUCAAUCCGGUGCGUUCUCUGUCACCGGGGGAUACCAUGCAGGCUACAAGUGCGCCUGUCGUGACUGAGAGUCCUGCUGCUAAAAGUAAACUCGCAGGCCGAUUAAAUCCUGCCUUAGCGGGCCUUCUCUCCCGUGGCCCGCCCGCUCCGAUGGACGGGUCGAUGAAAGCUCCUUCUACGAACGGUGCCGAAGGAAGUAGUUUGGAGGUGGAGGAAUCGCAGGCUGCCGCACUCACUCAUCUGACGAAAGGCCGAGCGAGAGGACCAAAGAGACGUCUCCCUCAGGGUACUACACCGGAAGGUACGAACUCACUCUUCGAUGAAAGCAAUUUUGUACCAGAGUCUCCGCCAACACCUUUCGAUGCACAGAGACCAGAAUCAAUUCCUGUAGGUGUUUCCAGUGGCUGGCCACUUCCUGACACUCAGAUCAAGCCAAAUGUUGAACCGCAAUCAAGCCCGAGCCAGCAUGAUUCACCUGUGGCCAGCAAGCCGACAGAGUUCAAGAGGAGCAUGCAUCGCUUAAUCGAGAGAGAGACUGUGCAGAAGCCUGAUGAUGUGAGCUCCAACCCCCCAACAGCAUCGGUUCAGGCUGCUUCCCACCGUUCCUCCCCCAGUUGGGAGAACGCCAGCGCAUAUUUCAAGAGCCUAAGAAGCUCAUUCUCGACCAAACCCCCUUUGCCGCCAAAGAUGGCACCACUGCCAUCAACCCCAAUGUCUAACCAGACCCGGAGCUCACCAAUCCAUUUCUCAUCACCUUCUCCGUCGCCUCUGAGGGGUAGCUUCAGGGAGAAUCCGAGCCAUGCACCUCCAACGCAGCAGCGAACUGCCUCUUCAUUUUUUUCCACCAUUGGGUCACGAAGUUCGUCGCCCCGAGACAAAGCCUUGCCUUCUCCCCCUGUUCCUCCCAAGGGGUCUAGGGCUUCUGUCGACCGGUUUUCUGUCGACCGGUUUUCUUCGAAGUCCUCAAAGUCGCUUGUUCCUCAGGCUGAUGAGUCAUGGGUGGCCAUUUCUGGUUUCUUCAAAACCUUCCCGAAAUCGAGCGACCGUGUAAACAUCGACACUCAGUUGAUGUUAGCAGACAGGAGCGAUAACACAAAAAUCAGGACCCUCAAGAGACAGCUGUGGGAGAUUACGGGCGAUGGAAAGAAACAAGAUCUGCCUGUUAAUCAGGAAUAUAUCCUGUAUGAAGGAAGCAUGUACCUGUGCGUGCAUCUGUUCGAAGCCGAUGGCACUGUACGCUCUGAAGUGCACCUCUGGUGCGGUGAUGACGUCCCUGAUGCAGCGGUGGAUGAUGCCCAGUCCUUCUCUCGCAGGGUCGCCAAGGAUAACGGAUCCAAGCUGGGGAUCAUCAAACAAGGCAAGGAACCUGCUCGUUUCAUCCAAGCCCUGGGAGGAAUCCUCAUCACUCGCCGCGGCUCGAGCUCCCGCUCCAGUUCCUCCGCCAUCUUCAUGCUCUGCGGGCGCAAGCAUCUCGGCCAGAUGGUGUUCGAUGAAGUCAACUUCUCGCCCAGCAGCUUGUGCUCCGGGUACCCCUUCGUGAUCUCCGCCGUGUUCGGCAAACUCUUCCUCUGGAAGGGCAAGGGCAGCUCGGCCGAAGAGAUCGGCGCGGCUCGCCUGAUCGGCAUGGACCUUGGUCUAACCGGCGAAUUCGAGGAAGUGGCCGAGGGCGAGGAACCAGAGAGCUUCUUUGAGGACUUCCCCCAGUACGAGCGGAAGACAAGCGACGCCAGCACCAACUACUGGCCCCUGAAACCCAACCAUGGGCGUUAUCGCUCGCGGCUUUUCCGCAUCGACCACGGGCUCGGUCAGCGUUCAGGGUUCUGGAUGCGCUCACCUUCACCAGUCAUCCGGCCAAAUGACACCGUCCAAGAAGUCGAGCCCUUCUGCCAGAAAGACAUUACCCCCAAGGGCAUCUACGUCCUUGACACAUUCUUCGAAAUCUACGUAAUCGUGGGCGAGCAAGCAUCCAACCGUCCCGCCGAGUUCGCAACUGCGGUGGUCCUAGCGCACGAAUAUGGCAUUCUAGCUGCAUCGCUCCAAGAUCGACCUUUUAUCCCGAAGAGUUUCGUCUCCAUCGGCGGAAUUCCCGAGUCCUGCAGCAGUGCGUUCCGGAAAUGGAGCCCGCACUCUCCCUCUCAACGCCCGCCACAGGUGUUCCCCCUCAACGCCGCUAUUGAGGCCAUUCGGUCCUCGUAG
Aspergillus sclerotioniger CBS 115572 is the source of this 4878-nucleotide messenger RNA. Its product is annotated as putative gelsolin repeat protein. Gene Ontology annotation, molecular function: actin filament binding; phosphatidylinositol-4,5-bisphosphate binding. The record is from RefSeq and is a predicted model, not a curated record. Bases 1 to 4878 code for a protein of 1625 amino acids. The transcript is spliced from 4 exons. NCBI's taxonomy places the organism in Eukaryota, Fungi, Ascomycota, Eurotiomycetes, Eurotiales, Aspergillaceae. Gene Ontology annotation, biological process: actin filament severing; barbed-end actin filament capping.